Molecule: messenger RNA, 438 nt
Organism: Paramuricea clavata
Lineage: Eukaryota; Metazoa; Cnidaria; Anthozoa; Malacalcyonacea; Plexauridae
Source: the annotation of a GenBank genome assembly
AUGAUCCUCAUAAAUGAAACGGACCUUCAUCAUACAGCUGUUAGUUACAUAAGAGAUAAUCACCCCAAUGCUGUAAUAGUACCCGGUCUUGGUGAGUAUCAGGAUACAGUGUCAAAGAGAUGUGAUGCUUGGAAGAAGGGCUAUAAAGGUGGUCAGCCAGAUCUUAUUAUAGAGAACCCUAUGGGGAAGUACACAGGAUUCGCAAUUGAAUUUAAGUCUCCUAAGGGCACAGGGAUUACAAGUGAGAAGCAAGCAUUAUGGCUCGAAAGACUGAGGGAAAUAGGGUACAUGACCAUGAUAUCCGACGACUUAAUACAAAUUUGUAUCAGAAUUAACGAGUACUUCUCACUUAAGAAAAAAGUUAAAACAGUAAGAGUGAAAAAUGUAGUUAGCGAUGUAAAGCUGUACAAACAAAAGUUCACAUCACACAAGUACUAG